This is a messenger RNA of Lytechinus variegatus (green sea urchin), 2730 nucleotides long. RefSeq names its product glutamine--fructose-6-phosphate aminotransferase [isomerizing] 2-like. The coding region runs from base 99 to 2168 and encodes 689 amino acids. The transcript is spliced from 20 exons. Gene Ontology annotation, biological process: fructose 6-phosphate metabolic process; UDP-N-acetylglucosamine metabolic process; carbohydrate derivative biosynthetic process. The record is from RefSeq and is a predicted model, not a curated record. Lineage: Eukaryota; Metazoa; Echinodermata; Echinoidea; Temnopleuroida; Toxopneustidae. Gene Ontology annotation, molecular function: L-glutamine:D-fructose-6-phosphate transaminase (isomerizing) activity; carbohydrate derivative binding.
GAUCUUGGACACGCCUUUCCUUGCAUUCUCGUCGCGUUAUUGACAACGGGCCGUUCUGUUCUACGAAACAACAGGAAAAAUCCAAGAUAACUGGCAAAAUGUGCGGUAUAUUUGCAUACAUCAACUUUCUGGUUCCCAAGCAGCGAAAGGCUAUCCUGGAGUUGCUCAUUAAUGGUCUUAAAAGGCUGGAGUACAGAGGCUAUGAUUCAGCAGGUCUUGCUAUUGAUGGGGGUAACAAUGAACAGGAUACUAACACCGACCGCCCAAUCCGCAUCAUCAAGAAGAGAGGAAAGGUCAAGGCCCUUGAGGAAGAAAUUUUCACACGGUUGCAGAAAGCUCAAGAGGACUUAGAUUUUGAUCUGGAGUACGACACUCACUGUGGUAUCGCCCACACCCGUUGGGCCACUCACGGUGUGCCAAAUGCUGUCAAUAGCCAUCCUCAGAGAUCCGAUGAUGAAAAUGAGUUUGUCGUCAUCCACAAUGGCAUCAUUACAAACUAUAAGGAUAUCAAGAAGUUUAUUGAGAGCAAGAAUAUUGCUUUUGAGUCCGACACGGACACAGAGAUUAUCGCCAAGCUUAUCAAGUAUCUCUACGAUAACCGUGACGAUGAUAAAAUCACUUUCAGGGAGCUCGUAGAAUCUGUCAUCCAGCAACUGGAAGGUGCCUUUGCCUUGGCUUUCAAGAGCAGGAGGUUUCCCGGUGAAUGCGUGGCUACCCGUCGUGGAAGUCCCCUCCUAAUCGGCAUCAAGACCAAAACUAAACUAGCCAGCAACUAUGUACCCGUUCUCUACAAGGACAACAGAGAUAAUGUGAAGAAAGCUCCGCAGCUUGAGAGGUCUUUCAGCAGCACGACUGAUUUUGAGGUCGUCGGAGAUGCCAAGGAGGCGGAGUAUUUCUUUGCAAGCGAUGCUAGCGCCAUCAUUGAACAUACUAAUCGUGUCAUCUAUCUGGAGGAUAACGACGUAGCUGCUGUCAAAGAUGGAGCUUUGUCUAUCCAUCGUCUUAAGAAGGAGCAAGGAGAGUCUAUUUCAAGAGAGGUGCAGACACUUAAAAUGGAGAUUCAACAGAUCAUGAAAGGGAACUACAGGUAUUUCAUGUUGAAGGAAAUCUUUGAGCAGCCAGAAUCUGUCAUCAAUACAAUGCGUGGGAGGGUGAACUUUGAAAACAAGUCAGUGUGUCUUGGAGGUCUUCAGGAUCAUAUGAAUGAGAUUCUAAGGUGUCGUCGUCUUCUCUUCCUGGCCUGUGGAACCAGCUAUCACUCUGCAGUGGCUACUCGUCAGUUGAUUGAGGAGCUAACAGAGCUGCCUGUCGUUGUUGAACUUUCAAGUGAUUUCUUGGACCGUCACACUCCUGUUUUCAGAGAUGACGUAGCUUUCUUCAUCAGCCAGUCAGGUGAGACUGCAGACACCUUGAAUGCUCUGCGCUAUUGUAAAUCAAGGGGUGCCCUCACAGUUGGAAUCACCAACACUGUCGGUAGCAGCAUCUCACGAGAGACACACUGUGGUGUUCACAUUAAUGCCGGCCCAGAGAUUGGAGUUGCAAGUACAAAGGCAUACACCAGUCAGUUCAUCUCUCUGGUCAUGUUUGCUCUGAUGAUGAAUCAAGAUAGAUUAUCCUUCACAUCCAGGAGACAUGAGAUCAUCCAAGAACUUCAGGAUCUCCCAAAUAAAAUCAAACAAGUGUUGGAGAUGGACGACCAGAUCGAGAAGCUUGCUGAAGAACUUGUUCAGAAGAGGAGUAUUCUUCUUAUGGGAAGGGGUUUCAACUUUGCUACAUGCCUGGAAGGUGCUCUGAAAAUCAAGGAGUUGUGCUACCUUCACUCAGAAGGCAUCCUGGCUGGAGAACUGAAACACGGCCCUCUUGCUCUGGUUGAUGAGGAUAUGCCUGUCAUCCUCGUUAUGAUGAAAGAUGGAACAUAUGUGAAAUGCCAGAAUGCUUUACGUCAGGUUGUAGCUCGAAAGAGCAAACCGAUCAUCAUUUGUGAGACCGGUGAUGAAGAUGCCCUAAGUACCGCCUCUCGUACCAUCCAGCUACCCCGCUGCGUUGAUUGCUUGACUGGUAUUCUCUGUGUCAUACCCCUUCAGCUCCUGGCCUACCACAUAGCUGUCCUGAGAGGAUUUGAUGUUGAUUGCCCAAGGAAUUUGGCUAAAUCCGUCACUGUCGAGUAAGCUCUCUUUGCAAUCCCAAGAUUCAAACAACUCUGCCUUCCUGCAUACAACACUUUGUCUUCACCAAGCUUUACCUCUGAGGUCAUUUUUCACUUUUAUCUAUCAAGAAAUCGUUCCUUUUUCUCAUUCCAAAUGCUGCUGCGACCAAUUCAUUCCUGUUGGAAUUUUCUUUUAUUUCUAUGAAAAUUGCGAGGAACAGGCAAGCUUAUAGUAUGAUUUAUGGUUUAUAAAGAGAUGUUAUUUGUAAAAAGAAUCAAAAGAAUAGAUGUUGUGCGAAGGCUAUAAAAGUAUUGUAUGUGUUGUAACUAUUUGUGACUUUAUAUUGUACAAGUUUAUCAAAGAUUUUACAGAUUCAUUGCGAUACAAAUUGAAUUGAAACCAUGAAAUGGUGAUUCGUGAAAUCCAAUCCAACACCCAGUUUGGGAAUCAUUACUGAGUGUGUUGUCGGGGGAUACCUCAACGUGAAUCAAGGGACCUUUCAAUGAUCAUGUGAUCACAUUUUAAAAUAAACAAACAUUUGAAUGAGUCCACAUUGAUAAUACUAGACAAAAAGACCAUCCCC